CAAACAGACAAGCAUACAACACCGUUGCCAUUUAGCUGUUCUUGCUAGGCAGUUGCGCGCUUACAUUGAGCCGCAGCUAGCUGUCUACUACGGCACAACUAUCUCCUGCGCGCGUGCUCGAUCGAUCUGAAGGCCAGACCUGUGCCUGUCCAAUUUUGCCUUGUUCUACCCACCACACCAGUAGUCGAGAAGGUUCCAUAUAAGCGCAAGCAGACAGCAGCAAAAGAGCUAAGGAGAGUCUGAGACAAGGUUCGAACAGAUGGAGGAUGUGGUGAAGUUCGUCUUUGGAGUUUCCGGAAAUGUCAUCGCUCUCUUCCUCUUCCUUUCCCCAGUGCCUACGUUCUGGAGGAUCAUCAGGAGGAAGUCGACGGAGGAUUUCUCGGGGGUGCCGUACAGCAUGACACUCCUCAACUGCCUCUUGUCAGCUUGGUACGGGCUGCCGUUCGUGUCCCCGAACAACAUGCUGGUGUCGACGAUCAACGGCGCGGGCGCGGCGAUCGAGGCCGUGUACGUGGUGAUCUUCCUGGCGUUCGCGUCCAGCCAGCGGACGCGGCUGCGGAUGCUGGGCCUGGCGUCGGCGGUCUCGGCGGCGUUCGCCGCCGUGGCGCUGGCGUCGAUGCUGGCGCUGCACGGACAGGGCCGGAAGCUCAUGUGCGGCCUCGCCGCCACCGUCUGCUCCAUCUGCAUGUACGCCUCGCCGCUCUCCAUCAUGAGGCUGGUGGUGAAGACCAAGAGCGUGGAGUACAUGCCGUUCCUGCUGUCGCUGGCCGUGUUCCUGUGCGGCACGUCCUGGUUCGUCUACGGCCUGCUCGGCCGGGACCCCUUCGUCGCGAUUCCCAACGGGUGCGGGAGCUUUCUGGGCGCAGUGCAGCUGGUCUUGUACGCCAUCUACCGCGACAGCAACAGCGGCGGCAAGCAGCAGGCCGGCGACGACGUGGAGAUGGCCUCCGACGCCAAGAGCAGCAAGAAGGUCGCCGACGACGUCGGCGGCAAGGAGGACCGCCUGGUCUAGCAUGGAGCUAGCCACUUUCUCUUUCGGUGCGCGAGCGUAUGUUUCCUCCCCCCGUGAUUGUGUGUGUGUGCAUGUAUACGAGAGUGCGUGCUGUACUGUACUACCUCUGCGUGUGUGCAAUAAUGUAACUGGGUGUUUCAUCUCGCAA
This is a messenger RNA of Zea mays, 1160 nucleotides long. RefSeq lists its product as uncharacterized. The transcript is spliced from 6 exons. Gene Ontology annotation, cellular component: membrane. NCBI's taxonomy places the organism in Eukaryota, Viridiplantae, Streptophyta, Magnoliopsida, Poales, Poaceae. Gene Ontology annotation, molecular function: sugar transmembrane transporter activity. The coding region runs from base 260 to 1012 and encodes 250 amino acids. The record is from RefSeq and is marked validated. Gene Ontology annotation, biological process: carbohydrate transport.